Messenger RNA from Stereum hirsutum FP-91666 SS1, 300 nucleotides. RefSeq lists its product as uncharacterized. The record is from RefSeq and is a predicted model, not a curated record. Lineage: Eukaryota; Fungi; Basidiomycota; Agaricomycetes; Russulales; Stereaceae. The coding region runs from base 1 to 300 and encodes 99 amino acids. The transcript has a single exon.
AUGGGCCGUCACCAAAUCGAACAAGGCUCUAUCACUAUCGCAUACGGUAAAGACCAUGUCACAGGCUACUUUCUCAGCGUUAUAGAUGAGCGACUUUCCUGGUCGUCCGAUGCUACCACACAGGUCAAUGAGAUCACGGAGAAGGUCAAUGCAGAUGGUGGAGGGGGCUACUUUGACCUUCAUACGGGCCUGGUAGGGAUCGGGCAUAGGGUUGAUGUGGCCACGAUUUUGCAUUUCUGGAAGGUUUACGGGGUCAAGGAGGAGCAUUUAGAGAUGGCUAGGAAGGGGAAGGAGUUUUAA